AAUGUCGUUUAGCAUGACAGAUUGCAGCAGCGUGUGUGUAUGUGUUGACCUGUCACACGUGCUUUUAAAAACGACAUUUCAAUUUAUUCAACCACAUUUCAGAUCUUACAGAUUUGAUUUCCGAUUGAAUUUUAACAUUUUUAAUUGAUUUUUCGGUUGAUUCUUAGCAAUAAUAGUAAAAUGGGACGAAAAGGAUCUUUUGCAGAAAGGCCAGUUAAAGGUCCUGGUCGAAAAACUAAAAAACAAGGCCCUCCGGUGUUAACGAAAGGUUUCAAAGGUCCACCUAGUCCCAAACCGGAAGAUUUGAAACUGUCACAUAGACAAAAGCAACGUUUAGUUAAACGUCAACAUAAGAAGUUAAAUAAGCAGCCACCUCCAGCCAAGAAACAAGUGCAACAGAAGAAGUUAUCUAAAUAUGAUAGCGAGGAAAGUGUCGACGAAGGUUCAGACAUUGAAGAGGAAUCAGAAAAUGAUAUGGACUUUAAAGAUGAAUCUAGCGGUUCCGAUUCUGAAAAUGAAGCUCAGGGAUUCACCGAUGAUAACAAAAGCUGGUUGACACCAAAGUCAAAACAAAAUGGUCACAUUCAGAACGGUGCCGACGAAAGUGAUGAAGAGGAAGGGAGUGAUGAAGAAAUGGGCGAAGAGGGAGAAAGUGGUGAAGAGGUGGAUGAAGAGCAAGAAAGUGAGGAUGAUGAUAGCGAUGACAACGAUAUCGAAGACGAGGAAUACGAUAGUGAUGACGUAAAAGUUGGUACACUGAAUGAUUUUUCGGUGGAUGAUAGUGAGGCUUCGGACGAUGAGGAGGAUGUAGCCGACAUAAUGGAUGAACAAGAUUCGGACGACGACGAUGAUGAUGAUGAAGGAGAUAGUGAUGACGAUUCGGAUAGUGAAAAUGAUUCGAACGAGGAUGGUGAAGAUGAUCUGCUUCCCAUAGAGAAAGCGUCGAAGAAAUUAAAAGCCAAAAAGGAAAAGGAAACCCAAUUAGCUGAGGACGAAUUCCAAAUGAACAUUGAAAAAUCUGAUGUUUUCACUCUACCUGAUCCGGAAGAUGAGGCAGACGCUGAGAAGGCCUUAACACUACAGGACAUUCAGCAACGGAUCAAGGAUGUUGUUUUGGUUUUGUCAGAUUUCAAGAAGUACCGUCAGGUGAAUCGUACUAGAAAUGAAUACGUCCAGCUGCUUCGAUCCGAUUUGUGCACAUACUACAGUUACAACGAGUUUUUGAUGGAAAAACUGAUGGACAUAUUUCCAUUGAAUGAGCUCAUGGAAUUCCUUGAAGCAUCUGAAGUCCAACGUCCGCUCACUAUCCGAACGAAUACAUUGAAAACAAGACGUCGUGAUCUGGCUCAAGCUCUUAUUAAUCGUGGUGUGAACUUAGAUCCGUUGGGGAAAUGGACCAAAGUUGGUUUGGUUGUUUACAAUUCGUCAGUUCCAUUGGGUGCAACACCGGAAUAUUUAGCCGGACACUACAUGAUUCAAGGAGCUUCGAGUAUGUUACCCGUUAUGUCGCUGGCCCCGCAAGAAAACGAACGUAUACUCGAUAUGUGUUCGGCACCUGGAGGUAAAAGUUCGCACAUUGCGUCGAUUAUGAAGAAUACCGGAGUAUUAUUUGCGAACGAUGCCAAUGCUGAUCGUAUCAAGGCUGUUGUCGGAAAUUUUCACCGAUUGGGUGUUGUCAAUGCUGUUGUCAGCUGCGAAGAUGGCUGCAAGUUUGGCACAAUCAUGCAGGGCUUCGAUCGCAUUUUGUUAGAUGCCCCUUGUACAGGCACAGGUGUUGUAUCCAAAGAUCCGAGCGUGAAAAUAUCGAAAUCUGAGGUUGACAUCCAACGCUGUUACAAUUUGCAGAGGAAAUUGCUACUCAAUGCCAUUGAUUGUUUGAACGCUAAAAGCGUUAGCGGUGGAUAUCUGGUGUAUUCGACAUGUUCAAUUCUUCCCGAAGAGAAUGAAUGGGUCAUUGAUUACGCUCUGAAGAAGCGUAACGUUAAAUUGGUUCCAACUGGACUGGAUUUCGGAACGGAAGGUUUUGUUAACUAUCGACAAUUUCGUUUCCAUCCGAGCAUGAAAUUGACCCGUCGAUAUUAUCCCCACACCCACAAUAUGGACGGAUUCUUUGUUGCAAAAUUAAAGAAAUUCUCUGAUGUUAUACCGGCUGGUGGUAACGAUGAAGAAGAUGCAGAGCAGCUUGAUGUGAGUCAAGAAAGUGCGCCUACAGAAAAUGGAGACACUGAAACUGUUCAAAACAAACGGAAAGCGGCAAAAGAAUUGGAAACAUCCGAAGCUAAGAAACGUAAACGUGAAGCCGAUGAAAAGAAGUACGUAGCAAAGGUGUUCGAAAAGCCUGUAAUUGUGAAAAAAGCACCGGACACCAGCGAACAGAAAAAGUCGAAGAAAAACAAGAAGAAAGCGGCCAAAGAUGUGGUAACUUCUCCAGCGCCGGUAAUUGAACCGAAAUCGAAAAUCGCGACGAAUGCAACAACGAAGGAAAAGAAAGUUGAUCUGCUGAACGGAACGACACCCAAAUCUAAGAAACAAAAAGCGAAUGGAUCCGCACAAAUUCAAGACACUGUUGCCGUAGUUGCUGUAAAUAAAUCGAAAUACAUUUCAAACGUAAAGCAGAACGUGAAUGAGAAGAAAUUGCAGGACAAACCAGAUCAAACGCCAAAUGUGGAAUCACCUUCAGCAUCCGGUAAAAAUAAAAAGAAACAGAAAGGUAAUCCGUCUGCGCAUGAGCCUGUUUUGAAUGGAGUGGAUGACCACCAACUAUCCAAGACUCCAACUAAGGGCACUCCGAAAAAGGGAAGUUCAAAACAACAAAAUAUGGUAGAAGCAUCCGCUGAUAUGGGAAAUGAUAGGACUCCCAAAAACUCUUCGAAACAGAAAAAGAAUAGCCCCACCAAAGCAGGAAAAGAUAAUGUGACAAUUGAAAGCGAACCAGCGAUGCAGACGCCAAAACAAAAUCGUUUGAACCAAUCGAUGAACAGUACGAAGAAAUCUGCGUCGAAAAUGAAUGUACAAACGCAAGCAAAGACCCCGAAAAAGGGAAUUGAGAAAGACGCAGUCGCUACACCAUCGGAAGAGUCGAAAACUCCGAAGAAACCGAUUAGGAACGAUGUCAAAUCCACACCACAUUUAUCCAAAACACCGAAAAAAGCAACUGAGAAUGAUGUCAUCAAUACGUCCACACAGCCGAAGACCCCGAAAACACCAACUGUAGACCAAGCGACACCCAAACAAUCAAAGACCCCGAAAAAUCACAACAACACUCCAGCUGUAGCUAAUAAGACUCCACAGACAAAACAACAGCUUCAGACACCGAAAUCAUCGAAGCAUCCGGGUAAAACAGAUAGCAUCACCCCAAAUUCGGCUGUACCGAAAAGUGUCGAGAAAAGUGGAAAGUCAUCGAAACAAAGUUCCAGUCCAUCAUCAGCAAGCGCAGGUGACCAGCAGAAAUCGGUAAAUCAGAAGAAAAAUAUGAAGCCAGGAAAGGUGGAAGUUGAUAGUCUGUCCGACUCGUUUGCGUUGAAGGUGAAGGCAAAAAUGAGUAAGAAGAAACCAGUCAAGAAAAUCGGCAGCCUUAAAGUGAACAAGAAACCUGACGAAUCGAAAAAAAUGGGAUUCAAGAGCAAGACGGAGAAGGCUAAGAAACGCUGAACUGGACCGACAAAGGUGACUUAAUUGAAUAUUUGUUAGUUCUCAGACACGUCUUGUGCAAAGGAACAUUUUUAUUAAAAACUCUUUAAUAUUUCAA
Bradysia coprophila is the source of this 3748-nucleotide messenger RNA. RefSeq lists its product as uncharacterized. Gene Ontology annotation, molecular function: rRNA (cytosine-C5-)-methyltransferase activity; RNA binding. NCBI's taxonomy places the organism in Eukaryota, Metazoa, Arthropoda, Insecta, Diptera, Sciaridae. The record is from RefSeq and is a predicted model, not a curated record. Gene Ontology annotation, cellular component: nucleolus. Gene Ontology annotation, biological process: rRNA base methylation; maturation of LSU-rRNA.